This is a messenger RNA of Vigna angularis (adzuki bean), 2258 nucleotides long. RefSeq names its product pentatricopeptide repeat-containing protein At2g21090-like. Bases 1 to 1755 code for a protein of 584 amino acids. The transcript has a single exon. Gene Ontology annotation, biological process: RNA modification. NCBI's taxonomy places the organism in Eukaryota, Viridiplantae, Streptophyta, Magnoliopsida, Fabales, Fabaceae. Gene Ontology annotation, molecular function: RNA binding; protein binding. The record is from RefSeq and is a predicted model, not a curated record.
AUGACCAUGCUCCCCAACAAUGUCGUUUCCUCCGUUCAAAAGUGUUCGUCUAUGAUUUCAAAGUGUGUCUCGGCGAGGAGGGUGAAACUCGCAAAAUCCGUGCACGGUCACCUUAUAAAAACCGCUCUUUUCUUCGACGCUUUCCUCGCUAACGGUCUCAUUGACGCGUAUUCGAAGUGCGGCAGCGAAGAAAGUUUACAAAAGGCCUUCGACGAUCUUCCCAACAAGAACACUCGUUCGUGGAAUACGCUAAUCUCGUUUUACUCGAAAACGGGCCUUUUCCAUAAGGCCCGUAAUCUGUUCGAUAAAAUGCCUCAACGGAACGUCGUUAGUUAUAACUCGCUAAUCUCCGGGUUCAAGCGCUAUAAUCUUCACGAAGAUUCGGUUAAGCUCUUUCAAAUGAUGCAAAACGGUCGAAACGUUUUGGUGUUAGACGAGUUCACCCUCGUUAGCGUAGUUGGAAGCUGCGCUUGUUUGGGGAACGCUAAAUGGUUGCGCCAGGCUCAUGGGGUGGCAGUUAUAGUUGGCAUAGACUGGAACCUGAUUCUCAAUAACGCGUUAAUUGAUGCUUAUGGGAAAUGUGGUGAACCCGACUUGUCGUAUUCUGUGUUUUGCUGGAUGCGAGAGAGAAAUGUAGUGUCUUGGACGUCAAUGGUUGUGGCUUACUCUAGAGCAUGUAGAUUGGAUGAAGCUUGUAAGGUAUUUAAGGAUAUGCCGGUUAAGAACACGGUUUCUUGGUCUGCUUUGAUAACGGGUUUUGUGAGAAAUGGGCGUUGUGGUGAAGCUUUUGAUGUUUUUAAGCAAAUGUUGGAAGAGGGUGUGAGACCUAGUGCUCCAACUUUUGUGAGUAUUAUAGAUGCUUGUGCAGAAGAGGCUCUUAUAGGAAGAGGUAAGCAGGUGCAUGGUCAAAUUAUUAGAGGUGGCAUAAGUGGGAACUUGUUUAAUGUGUAUGUCUGCAAUGCUUUGAUUGACAUGUAUGGUAAGUGUGGAGAUAUGAAAUCAGCUGAAAAUUUGUUUGAGAUGGCUCCUGUCAGGGAUGUGGUUACUUGGAAUACGUUCAUAACUGGUUUUGCACAAAAUGGUCAUGGGGAGGACUCAUUGGCUGUGUUUAGAAGGAUGAUAGAAGCCAAAGUAGAGCCCAAUCAUGUGACAUUUCUUGGGGUGCUAUCUGGUUGUAGCCAUGCAGGUUUAGAUAAUGAAGGGUUAGAGUUGGUGGAUUUGAUGGAAAGAAAGUAUGGAGUGAAGCCUAAAGCUGAUCACUAUGCUUUACUGAUUGAUUUGCUGGGGAGGAAAAACAGACUGAAGGAAGCCAUGAGUUUGACUGAAAAGGUGCCUGGUGAAACUAUGAAUCACAUUGCAGUUUGGGGUGCAAUAUUGGGUGCUUGUAGAGUUCAUGGGAACAUGGACCUUGCUAGAAAGGCUGCUGAGGCACUGUUUGAGUUGGAACCAGAAAAUACAGCUAGGUAUGUUAUGCUAGCAAACAUAUAUGCUGCAGAUGGUAGAUGGGGUGAUGCCAAAAGAAUUAGGACGGUAAUGAAGGAAAGGUGUUUGAAAAAAGAACCAGCUUUUAGUUGGAUUGAGUUGAGAAAUGUGAGACACGAGUUUGUGGCCAAGGACAAGCUGCAUCGACAGAUUGGAGAGAUAUGUGAAGUGAACAGUAAAUUAGUCCUUCAUUUGAAGGAUGCCGGGUAUCAUCAGCCUUAUAUUGAUUACCCUUUUCGUCCAGAUUAUGAUGAUGAUUUCUACUUUAGUUAGUCAAUAUAGCCGCAUUGAUGAGAAGCUUUUGUCAUGGUGUUAUCAUGCCACCGUGAUUAUCAAGAAUGCUAACUAUCUUCAAUCAUACUCCUCUCACUACUAGGCUGUGAGUCAAUCGGUAUGUUUGUUUUCAUGUUGAGACGCUUCAACUGUCAGUUCAACUCAACAACACAAAACUCAUGAAGAAAUUGGAGUGAAUAUGCAUUGGAAUGUGUAUUAAGUUUUGGGUAACACGUUGAAUAUUAGUGAACGUGGUUCCAAGAAGCAACUAAUAGUUGGUUUUGCAUUGUUGUUGUGUGAUUUUGCUCUGAAUAUGUGGAUCCCUUAUGGGAAAGCAAGCAUUCUCCAAGUAAUAACUGAAUGUGGUCAUGUUUGGUAUUGAUUAGCAUUGUAAUUACAAACAUUGGCAUUGUAUUGAAAUUUGACCAACUGUAGCUAUUGAUUAGCAUUGAUCAUAAUUAUGAAUGAUCACUGCAAACAAUAAUAGGCCUUUCACAGUGAUU